Molecule: messenger RNA, 1150 nt
Organism: Phlebotomus argentipes
Lineage: Eukaryota; Metazoa; Arthropoda; Insecta; Diptera; Psychodidae
Product: clavesin-1-like
Exons: 3
Coding region: 1-942 (313 amino acids)
Cellular component (GO): membrane
Molecular function (GO): phosphatidylinositol bisphosphate binding
Source: RefSeq, a predicted model, not a curated record
AUGUCAAGCAAAAAAUAUCCCAUGAUGCUAUCCGAUUUGGAUGAUAUUCCGCCACUGAAGUUCGCUAAUUAUGAGUUGAUUUUCGAGUCGGAAUUGACUGAUUUCUCGCGAGAUGUGGCGCUCAAGGAACUCCGCGAGACGGAGACUGUUUGCAAGGAUGCCGUUUGGCAGCUGCGGAAGCUUCUGGAUGCCGAGGAAGAUCUCGUGACGCCACUCCACAAUGAACACUGGCUCAUAAAAUUCCUCAGGCCGUGCAAAUUUUACCCGGAGAGUGCGAGAAAUCUCAUUAAGCGGUACUAUGAGUUCAAGGAAAAACAUUCCAAUAUCUACGACGGACUUUUACCUUCGCAACUUUCAAGUGCAUUCCAAGAAGACAUGAUAAAAGUCGUGCCUAAACGCGAUCACAGAAGAAGGCGCAUUCUCAUCAUUGAAGCGGGAAAACCGUGGAACACCAAAAGGGUGACACCGCAGGACUUGCUGAAAAUGUGCAUUAUGCUCGUGGAGGCGGCGAUUCAGGAGCCCGACACUCAAGUCAAUGGAGCCGUGAUCAUCUUCGAUCUGGCGGGAUUUUCAGUGUCGCAAGCAAGAGUAAUAACACCGACGUUCAUAAAGAUAAUCGCCACUUGGAUUCAGGAAUCCAUACCUGUCAGAAUCAAGGCUUUCCACAUCGUCCAUGAAACUUUUAUAAUCGAUGUGCUGUACAAAAUGGUUAAGCCAUUCCUCAAGCAAAAACUCAGAGAUCGCAUACAUUUCCAUGGCAAAAACUAUUCCACUCUUCACCAGCACAUCCCGCCAGAGUACCUCUUCACCACUCACGGGGGCGUCAUAGAGCCGCCGAAUUGCGCCAAUCAAGCGGAGAUGUUCGAUGCUUAUGCGAAAUUCUUGGGGAUAUUCGACGAAGAAUAUCGCACAAUUAGUUCUUAUGGAUAUAAGAGGAAGUAGUGAUUGUUCUAGAAAGGGAAUUUAUUUAUAACACCCGAUCAAAUCCAUGUGCCUUUGAAUAGCUGUAAUCGGUGGAAUACAAAAGAUUGUUUCCCGCAAUCUCAAGUUACAUGUAUUAUUUAAUAGGAAUAGGACUUUGAGAAUACAUGACAAAACAUAUUAGAUUUUGGAGUAAUCAGUUGUAUUUAUUAAAAAUCUGUCUUAAAAA